CGAUGAAUUGAUUUUGAUUAAUUUUAGAUGCACAUUUUCAAUGAUCUUGUUGCUCAUAUGGAAAAUCUCAAUGCACAGACAACACGAGUAAGCAGUUGACGAUUUCACAGAAGGACAGAACAAUAAAGGAAUUUAAAAUGGACAAAGAUGCUUUCUACGAGGCAUAUAAAAAAGAGAAGAACCGUCCACCACCAGAUAUCACUCCUGCAGCGUUCCAACAGAUUGCAGCAAUGGGUGAUCAGAGAGCAAAACAUGGAUCAAGGAAGAAACGCGAACCCCCUGUCAUGGAUGACGAGACAUUCUACAAGGCAUUUCAACUGGAACAAAAUCACUCUCCGUCAGAUAUCGCUCCUGAAGUCUUUGAACAGAUUAUUAGGGAAGACGCGGCGAAAAUGAAAUAUGUGUCGAAAUUCACCAACCUGUUUGAAAAAACCCUGAACAAGCCAACUUCUAGCGAAGAACCAACAAUAAUAUUUCCUCGGGUGGGAGUUCCUUCGACUACACAACAGCAGGCACAAGCGGUGGAGCGUUCCGUCGAAGUUACCGCCCCGAAAAUUUCACUUUCAGAUCAAAGAGCAACAGAGAGUCCUUCACCACGAGUUCAUAUACUUAGCAGCCAAAUGGAUGCGUACUGGACCGGAAAAAUUACAGAGUAUCUCAAUCGAUACUACAAUGCUCAGGGAUGCUUCGCUUCUGUCUUCCCCAUUCUACUCAAGUUAGAAAGAAGGCUAGGCCCAGGAUGGCGGUUAGAUCAAAUUGAUGACCCAAUGUUUGUUUCCGAAAAAGCGCUGCCAAAUUCCACAAUAAAUUUCAAAUUUCCGCCAAGCCCCAGAAGCUACACGAUCUGGAGACAACGCGAGCCGGAUUUUUAACCAAUGGAGUAUUGAAACCUGUGUUUUCCAGCACAAAACAACCAGUUUGACCAGAAGCAUAUUAAUUUACCGCAUGACAGAGUAUUGUAUUAGAUUUUCCUUCUAAAAUUUCAUUCGUGCGCAAUAACAUGGUAGCCAAAGAAGCAAUACACAUGUGUCAACUCU
Molecule: messenger RNA, 1037 nt
Organism: Opisthorchis viverrini
Lineage: Eukaryota; Metazoa; Platyhelminthes; Trematoda; Opisthorchiida; Opisthorchiidae
Exons: 5
Coding region: 138-872 (244 amino acids)
Source: RefSeq, a predicted model, not a curated record